Entrophospora sp. SA101 is the source of this 453-nucleotide messenger RNA. NCBI's taxonomy places the organism in Eukaryota, Fungi, Glomeromycota, Glomeromycetes, Entrophosporales, Entrophosporaceae. The record is from the annotation of a GenBank genome assembly.
AUGCCACAUCGAGAUAUUGAUAAACCUAUAUUAUUUGAAAUUGCAUGGGAGGUCGCAAACAAAGUUGGCGGUAUUUACACAGUUUUAAAGACAAAAGUACCAGUUACAGUUCACGAAUUUGGCGAUAGGUACACAUUGAUUGGUCCAUUGGUACACAAAUAUGCUGCUACCGAAAUAGAAUCAGAACCAGUAACUAAUCCUUAUUUCAAAGAAAUCCUUGAUGAAAUGACAAGACAGAACGUUAAAUGGGUGUACGGUCGUUGGUUGACUGAAGGCGCUCCUCAAGUAUUACUUUUGGAUAUAAAUUCUGUUAGGGAUAGGCUUGAUUCAUGGAAAACUGAUUUAUGGAAUUUUACCGGAAUCCCUUCUCCGCCAAAUGAUCCAGAAACCAACGAUGCAAUUCUAUUUGGUUACCUGAUUGGUUGGUUUCUAGGCGAUGUAAGUUCCAUUUAA